This is a messenger RNA of Egretta garzetta (little egret), 685 nucleotides long. RefSeq names its product refilin B (gene RFLNB). Gene Ontology annotation, cellular component: actin filament bundle. The coding region runs from base 1 to 462 and encodes 153 amino acids. Lineage: Eukaryota; Metazoa; Chordata; Aves; Pelecaniformes; Ardeidae. The transcript is spliced from 3 exons. Gene Ontology annotation, biological process: negative regulation of bone mineralization involved in bone maturation; skeletal system morphogenesis; actin filament bundle organization. The record is from RefSeq and is a predicted model, not a curated record. Gene Ontology annotation, molecular function: filamin binding.
AUGGAGUCCAGGUGGGAGCACAAUUCUGUGUUCUCUCCCAGCCCUGUUCUCCCCAGUUGCCCUCCAAGAUUGUGUCCUUUAUCCUUUGGCGAAGGAGUUGAGUUUGACCCUUUACCACCAAAGGAAAUAAGGUACACGUCCUCAGUCAAAUACGACUCGGAGAAGCACUUCAUCGAUGACAUCUAUAUGCCGGUGGGCUUAAGCAUUUCUUCUUGCAGUCAGACGGUCAUCUGUGUCCCAAACUGCACAUGGCGCAAUUACAAAACGGAGGUCCAUUUCGAGCCCCGCAACAAGCCCCAGCGUUUCACCAGCACCACCAUCGUCUACCCGAAGCACGCCAAGACUGUGUACACCACCACGCUGGAUUACAACUGUCGUAAGACCACGCGGCGGUUCCUCUCCAGCAUAGAGCUUGAAACUUCGGAGUACCUUGGAAACGACUGUGUCCUGGAUGGUUGCUGACUGACGGCUGUCUCUCUUGCUCUGAUCCAUCCCAGUCCCAUCUAAUGUACUGUGCUAAGUCCACUAGCUAAAGCGGGUACAGACCCUCUUCCUCAGCUCUUAAUUCCUGCUUUAAGCCUCAGAAUGGCCUGAACGCGGUUUUCUGUGGGAACAUAACUUAGCAAGGAACUUGUUUCUUUGCCUUUAAAGUUGUGAGUUCCCUCCCUUUCCCCGCAGUGCAGUA